UCCCCCCACCCCUAUCAUCAAGUUGCAACCCUAGAGACGCCGGACUUGGUGUAGAAAAAAAAUCUUCUUACCUGUAAAGUUACCCCGAAAAACGUGAAAAGACCACCGAAAACGGAGCCCGAGGCCGAACGACCUACGUGUACCGCAGGAAAACGAGGAAUAUUACGAACAAGAUGUCGGACAUCUCCAGCGAGGACCUGCGUCGCGAGAUCCAGGCGGUUUUGAAGGACGCCGACCUGGCCACCAUUUCCGCGAAGAGGGUGCGCGAGCAGGUGGAGGGCAAGCUGAACUGCUCCCUGCUGAGCCGCAAGAAGGAGUUCGACAAGAUCGUGAUGGAGGUGAUCAACGAGCAGCAGGACGAGGAGGAUGAGGACGAUGACGAGGGCAAGGACCCGGACGCGGAGCCCGACGAGGAGAGCGAGCCCAGCGAGGAGGAGGAUCCCAGCAGCAGCGAGGAGGAGGCCCAGAAGAAGAAGAAGCCGGGUCCCAAGAAGAGGCCACAGCCCACCAAGCACAAGGCCCCCAAGAAGAAGCGCAAGACCCUGAAUGCCGACGAUUCCGGCACCGAGAGCGAUGCUGGCUCGGACUCGGACUACGAGGUGGUCAAGAAGCCGGCGGCCAAGAAGAAGCCCGCCAAGGCCGGAGGAGCAGGUGGCGGUUCCGGACGCAAGAGCACCGGCUUCACGCGAGCCUACAAUCUCUCACCCGAAUUGAGCGCCCUCAUGGGGGAGUCCUCGUUGCCGCGCCACGAAGUGGUCAAGAAGGUGUGGGCCAUCAUUAAGGAGCGGGAUCUGUACGAUCCCAAGAACAAGCAGUUCGCCAUCUGCGACGAUGAGCUGAUGAAGGUGAUGAAGAUCCGCCGAUUCCGCACCUUCGGCAUGCUGAAGCACCUCAAGCCGCACUUUCUCGACUAAGUCCGCCCGCCGAUCCUCUCCAGAUGCAAAUAUAUAUGUGUACGCCUCUCAGCCCAGCCUGGUUUACUGAUCCACUGUAACUUUCGGCUCCGCUUGGAUUUGUUUGUUCCACACAUACACACCUUUGAUUAAGAUUUAGUUGACGCAUGUGUUUAGCAUUAACCUAAUUAGGACGGGUUUGAUAUGCACUUUACGGCAUUUUAAGAAGUUUGUACCGUCAGCGGUAGAUAAACGCAAAAAUUAUAUAAAAAACGAUUGUAAAACAUAAAGUGUAUGAUUUUUUUAUAACAAACUCGUGUAGUUUACAUUUUAUAAAGUAUCAAAGAAAAACAUAACAAGUUUAAGGCAAAGUAUCGAGUAAUAAAACGAGAAAUAGACGAGUGAUGCAUCUGAAA
Molecule: messenger RNA, 1309 nt
Organism: Drosophila subpulchrella
Lineage: Eukaryota; Metazoa; Arthropoda; Insecta; Diptera; Drosophilidae
Gene: Non2
Product: upstream activation factor subunit spp27
Exons: 2
Coding region: 174-914 (246 amino acids)
Cellular component (GO): nucleus
Source: RefSeq, a predicted model, not a curated record